Molecule: messenger RNA, 3275 nt
Organism: Nelumbo nucifera (sacred lotus)
Lineage: Eukaryota; Viridiplantae; Streptophyta; Magnoliopsida; Proteales; Nelumbonaceae
Biological process (GO): regulation of transcription by RNA polymerase II
Cellular component (GO): SAGA complex
Molecular function (GO): transcription coactivator activity
Source: RefSeq, a predicted model, not a curated record
GGCAAAAAAGACCCCCAGAGAGAGAGAGAGAGAGAGAAAGAGAGGUAGCUGCAAUCGAGGGGUGCAAUCUAAUUCUCAGAGAAGAGCGCGAGAAAUAUUUGGAGAGGGAGAAAAAGAAGAAAAAUAUAUAGAAAAUAAAAAGAAAAAGAAAACGAAAUGCUGAGAGCGAGACAGAGAGAAACGAAACUCGGCAGCGCAAUCGAAUUGAAGGAACCUACGAGGAUUAGAAGUCUCUGCGUCUCUGAAUCUUAAAUCGUUCUCGGUAUCAGAGAGCUCGGAAAGGUCAGAUGGAAUUCUUGCAAACCUUGAGUUUUUUAUCUUUGGAAGUUUUAACCUCUGCUGUUGUGUUGGAUUCUCUGUAUGGUUUAUGUUCUCUUUAAAGCAAAAUUUGAACUUUAGCUCCAACCCUCGAACUCAUCUGCAACUUAAAUUCUUUCGCGAUCCGAGUUGGUUAACUUGGUUUGACGAUCUCAGUUCACUGAAGGAAUUUGGAUUACUGUUCGCUUCUCGAGUUCUAAAGAAAUGGAUGUUAUGCGAACUUAUAGAGGGGUGUAUUUAUGGGUCUUUGCAGCUUGCGGGUGGCAAGAAAAUGAGGUCCUCAAAAACGAGGAUUUGGUGAUUAGAAGUUAGGGUUUUGAUUUGAACAGAUCAGAAUUUGAAGUUUUGAUUGUAGGGUUUUGGAGGGAUUAACUAAGUUCUGUGGUCAGUGAGAUCGCUGCUUGCGAGCUGCCUUUUUCAUUCCCUAGGGUUCACUUUUUUGAAGAUGAGAUUGGCUCCCGCAUUUUCUAUUAUGUGCAUGGAGAAUUCAGGGGGAGGUAGAGGUGUAUGCAGGAUCCGUUAUUGGAAACGCAACAAACCCUAAUUCGGUUGAAAAAAAGCCGGGUUUUUUGUGUUCUGUAUUUGGAAAAGGAAGAUUGAUGAUUUAGGCGUGGUUUAUGGGCUGUAUGUAUUGAGAAAUGCAACCUUCCCAACAUCACUCGCGGAUCAAUCUUGCUGACUUGAAGGCUCAGAUAGUGAAGAAGAUUGGGCCUGAGAGAUCGAAGCGGUAUUUUUAUAAUUUGAAUGGACUAUUAAGCCAAAAGUUAAGCAAGGUUGAGUUUGAUAAAUUAUGUCAUAGAAUUCUUGGAAGAGAAAACCUGCCUUUGCACAACCAGUUGAUCCAUUCAAUUCUGAAGAAUGCUUGUAAUGCGAAGGUCCCACCACCAGUCCACGAGAAGGAAACCCAAAAGUCCACAAGACUGACCAGAAAGAAAUCUCCAUCAAGAGAAGAUGUGCAUGAGCAAGGUGGUCCUUCCCCAACUUCAACACAGCCUUCAACUCCAAAAAUUUGGGCAAAUGGGGGUGUUGUGCCGAUGUCACCUCCAAAGGGAAGGUCUGGGAUUCGUGACAGAAAGCUCAAAGAUCUCCGCAGCCCUCUUGGGCCAAACGGGAAGAUAGACUUUGUUUCUCAACAAUCAACCACUGCAGAUGAUGUGAGCACUAAAGUUAUUACAGAAAAUGGGGAUUUCAAUCCAUGUGAUUUCCAGAGGCCAGUGCAAAAUCAUCAGGGUCUUGCAGAGCAACCUGGGAAUGAAUUAGGUGUUUCACUUCAGUGCCCUCCAAAGAGACCACAAAUAAACAGAUCGGCAGAUGAUCUGAUUUCUGUACAUAGCAAAGGUCAACUUAUAGUAGUAGUUGAAGAUGGGGAAGAGGUAGAGCAGGUCAAUAACACCAACUCUACUAGAAGUGCCAUCCAGGCACCCAUUGGGAUUCCAUUUUGCUCAGCUAGUGUAGGUGGGGCCCGCAGGGCUAUUCCAUUGUCUAGCGGUAGCUUUCCUACAUCUUUGAACAGUGGUGGGUUGUGUGAUACAGAAACACUAAAGAAGUGCAUGGAACAGAUUGCAGGAGCACAGGGCCUUGAAGGGGUUUCAACAGACUGUGCUAAUUUGUUAAAUAAUGGGUUGGAUGUCUACUUAAGGCGAUUAAUAAAGUCUUCCGUCGAGCUUGUAGCAGCAAGAUCUGGAUAUGAGCAAGCAGUGCACCCUCUCCAGAAGCAUCAGCAUCAUGGUAAGCUCAUUAAUGGUAUGUUGCCAGGUCAUCAGCUGCAGAUGCAAUAUAGCAAUGGGCCCAUGGAAGGUAUGCAACGACAGAGAAUGUGUUUUCCAAUAUCUAUGCUUGAUUUCAAGGUUGCAAUGGAGCUAAGCCCACAACAGCUUGGAGAAGAUUGGCCUUUGCUGCUUGAAAAAAUAUGUAUGCAUACAUUUGAGGAAUAAAGCAUCCAAGACGAACUUUGGCCCAAUUAUAGUUGAGUGGAUCCCUACUGGUUCAAAGGCCUUGAAGAUUGUGGAUGGACACUCAAUGCGCUGGCUGAUCUUUUGUGGCAUGAUUAACCCAGGUGACUUCCCUGGACAAGGCUCUACCCAUUACAAGAUUCAAUGGGGAUUGGAGCAGGAAAUCUCAUAUUGCCCUGAUGCAGGGACCUUAUGCAACCUGGAUUAUAUUUAACAACCAUUUCAAAAGGGAUUAUUCCCAAGAAAAGUUACCUGUGAUUGGUUGCACUGUUGUAUGUUUAGCAUUCAUGUUGGUUAUUUGCUGCCAUCACUGCAGAGCUCGAGCUUUUUCUGUAAUUUACAGCCAAUUAAGAGGAAGUUAAAGACCAGUUUUGCAGAAAUACUGUUGUAGCUUGGUAAAAGUAAUGAUAUCGUUAGAGGAUGGCGGCUGGUGGCAUCUUCAUCUUGUAUUAGAACAGAAUUGUCAUUGCGUUGGAAGCCACCUAGCCAACUUCUUCAAACCACAUUUGAUGGAUGCAGUUUGGGCAACCUUGGACCGUCAGGUAUUGGGGCAGUCUUUAGAAAUAAACUUGGGAACAUAUUUCUGGGCCAAUGGGGAUGGGAAAUUCAUUCAGGACAGAACUCAUGGCAGCACUGCAAGGCCUAAGAAUAGCUAAAUCUUUGAACUUCAACAACUUGGAGGUGAAAGGAGACGCUAAGGUGGUGCUGGGUUGGUUGAAAAACCAAGAACAAGGGCAUUGGUGGCUUGGUGCUAUAGGCAGAUUAAGGAGAUUAAAUAUCCUUUUGAUUGGACUAAUAGAUCUGCAAAUAUCUUGGCCGAUGCACAUGCCAAGGAGUGAAUAGGGAACAGUUUUGCAACCUAUGCAUGUAGAAUUGAGUAAAGGGUGUAUGGGGUAGGGAUUGUGAGUUUGUAAAGCUUACUUGUAAAAGGGAUGCUGGGCAUGUUGUAUCAUGUAUCUCAUUCUUUGACUCAUUAUUAAUAAAAAUAGGUGGUGUUUGGUACCA